Messenger RNA from Stegodyphus dumicola, 1869 nucleotides. RefSeq names its product nitric oxide synthase-interacting protein. Lineage: Eukaryota; Metazoa; Arthropoda; Arachnida; Araneae; Eresidae. Gene Ontology annotation, molecular function: ubiquitin protein ligase activity. Gene Ontology annotation, cellular component: nucleus. The record is from RefSeq and is a predicted model, not a curated record.
UAACGUCACGUGUGUUUAUGUUGUCAUAAUUGUUUCGUCGCGAGUGUCAGGAGAGCGUUCAAAUUUCUAGUAAAUAUUUGAUAGCUUGUGAUUAGUUUUUAAUAACGUGUAGUAACUUGUGUUUGUGAUAAUUUUUUAUUAUCUAGAGAAGUUUAAAAAUGACCAGGCACGCAAGAAAUUGCACUGCGGGUGCUGUCUACACUUACCAUGAAAAGAAAAAGGACAAUAAAGCGUGUGGUUAUGGUACACUGCAGGGUCGCAUUGGCAAGGAUUCUGUUAAAGAUUUUGACUGUUGUUGUUUAACACUCCAGCCGUGUCGAAAUCCUGUUGUUACUCCAGAUGGAUACUUAUACGACAAAGAAGCCAUUCUCGAGUAUAUUAUUCAUCAGAAAAAGGAGAUAGCUAGACGAAUGAAGGAGUAUGAGAAGCAACAAAAAAAGGAAGCUGAACGAAUGGCAGAAUUAGCAAAAGCAGAGGAGGAAUCUAAAGCUCAGAAAUUCAUCGAAAUGGAGAAAAGUAUUGUCAGCAAACCAGUCGCUUCUACAUCAAAUGGUAUUUCUGACGCUGCUUCUUCUAGUAUAUCAAAUACAAGCAAUGGAAGAGAGAAGGUUCUACCAAGUUUCUGGAUCCCAUCCCUUACACCUGAUGCUGAGAAGGUAAAAAUAAAAAAACCUGAGAAAUCUGUGUUGUGUCCUAUGAGUGGGAAACCCUUGAAAGCAAAAGACCUAAUCCCAGUGCAUUUUACCGAAGUGAAUGAUCCGGAUGAUAAGAGAGCGUUGAUUACCCGCAAGGAUCGUUAUAUGUGUGCUGUAACUCAUGAUAUUCUUGGGAACUCUGUACCUUGUGCUGUGCUGCGAACAUCAGGUAAUGUCGUAACCAUGGAAUGUGUGGAAAAGCUGAUAAAAAAAGACAUGAUUGAUCCUACAAAUGGGCAAAAGUUAAAAGAAGAAGAUAUAAUUCCACUUCAAAGAGGUGGAACUGGUUAUGCUAGUACAAAUGAAAAAUUAGAUGCAAAAGUGAAGAAGCCAGUCAUGAUGGCUUGAAUCUUUUGUGUUGUAAUUUCUGAGACAUUUUUAUGUAAAACAUUAAGCAAAUAGUAAAUGAUUGUGUAGCAUACAUUAUGUUACAUUUAUUGAUGAUUACAAGCAUAGAAUUGUAGCCGAAAUGCAAUGUUUCUACAUUCUGUAAUUAUAUCAAUACAAUCGUUAUUAUUAUUUUAACAGAAUUAAUAACGUUUACAGUUAUGUGAAUGGAGCUUUAUUUGAGGUUUUGAAAACUUACAUAUAGGUGAGAACAGUGUGUAUUUUAUUGAAAAUUCUUCCUUACUAUAUGUGUUAGUGAUCUUUGUUUACUUACUUUCAUAGCACUUUUUUAGAACUGUAGAGAACUGUCCCAUGUAGCUUGAAUGUAUCAGUUAAUGUAAGUAUUCCAUGAAAAAGGCCUUUAUUAUAGUAUAUGCAUAAUAAAUGUCAUAUGUAUUAUAAAAAUUUUACUGUAUAUCUUAGUUCCCCCCCCCCUUAGAUUUUUCGUUACAAGGUUUUACUGCACGUCUCUUAACUUUUAAAAAUUAAUAUAUUUCUAAAUCAAAUUAUGCCUGAAAACCAGGGAAAUUCUAAAUUUCAUGCAAGCUGUAUCCUGAUUGAUAAAGCUCUGAAAAUUAAUUGGAGGAGCAUUUUGUUAUUGAUGUUUUAUCUGUUAACUCCUUUUGGUAAAUGUCUUAGUUCAUAUUAUUUCAUUGACUGUGAAAGGAUGAUUUGUGCCUUAAAACAGAAAAUUGGAAUAGUGAAAAAAAAAAAAAAGUGUAUUAUUUUACUUACUACAUUUUAAAACUUGAACUAAGUUUAAUAAAAUAUAUACAUUUGACCCGAA